AUGCCUCGCGUGUUUGCUCGUGUGGACGAUGUUUAUUCACCGCCAUUUUUCAUCGUCAGAGGAGGUACCAACACCGUCACAAUCCCUCAGAUCACCCACAACGACUCUUCUCCGCCGUCGUCAUCUUCGCUUGCGACUUCUUCACUAAUAAUCAUCAUCAUCGCCUCCUCUAUCAUCGUCACUGCCUCUCUCUACCUUCUCCUCCGUUUCAUCACUCGCCACUGCAACAACCGCUCCUUCGCCGCCGUAGAUGACGUCGUCUCCUCCAGAAACAACCGCGACGAUUCAAAUUUUGAGCAGCGAAACUCCUCCAACGAUUUGAUCAACUCUCUUCCUCUCUUCACUUUCGGUUCCGUCACCGGAAACAUCGGCGACUGCGCUGUGUGUUUAUCGAAGUUCGAGAGGAACGAUAAGCUACGGUUACUUCCUUUGUGUUGUCAUGCUUUCCACCCUGAUUGCAUUGAAGCGUGGCUUUCGUCCAAUCAAACGUGUCCGUUGUGUAGGUCCGCUGUGUAUCCUACUGAGGAAGAUGUACUGAAUCAAAUCAUUUCGUCCAACAGUUUCCGGAUUGAGAUCGGAAGCGUGAGUCGACGACGAGGUAGGUCCGAUUCCAGCGAUGGUCGAAGAUCGUACUCAAUGGGCUCGUUCGACUAUAUUGUCGACGAAGGCUACGAAGUCUCCGUAGAUUCCACACAUCGGCGAGGACUCUCUGAUUGUACUUCCGUUAGCAUGGACUCGGCCGGAGUACCGGUAGUGGUGAACGCGCCGCCGGGAGAGAAUUUAGCUUCUGAAGUCGCUGGACGAAGCUGGCUGAGAGACUACGUGGAUGGACUCGCGGGAACAGUUUCCGGAUUGAGAUCGGAAGCGUGA
Camellia sinensis is the source of this 870-nucleotide messenger RNA. The record is from RefSeq and is a predicted model, not a curated record. NCBI's taxonomy places the organism in Eukaryota, Viridiplantae, Streptophyta, Magnoliopsida, Ericales, Theaceae.